AAUCCACCACCUUCUUUUGCUCACAGACUAGCGCCUCCACCCCAGAAGAAAGGAAAGAACUUCGCUCCACCGUUAGUUAGAGAGAGGGAGAGUGAAAGAGAGAAGCCAUGUGUGGAAUACUCGCUGUCUUCGGUUGCUCCGACAACUCUCAGACCAAACGAGCCCGAAUCAUCGAACUAUCUCGAAGGUUGCGCCACAGAGGUCCUGACUGGAGUGGUUUACAUUGUCAUGGUGAUUGUUAUCUUGCUCACCAGAGGUUGGCUAUUGUUGAUCCUGCUUCAGGAGAUCAACCACUAUACAAUGAAGACAAGACUAUUAUUGUUACGGUAAAUGGGGAGAUCUAUAACCAUAUGGAUCUGAGAGCAAAGCUAAAGUCUCAUGAAUUCCGAACAGGAAGCGACUGUGAAGUUAUUGCCCAUCUUUACGAAGAAUACGGGGAGGAUUUUGUCGACAUGUUGGAUGGAAUGUUCUCCUUUGUCCUUCUUGACACCCGUGACAAUAGUUUCAUUGCUGCUCGAGAUCCUAUUGGUAUAACCCCCCUAUACAUGGGUUGGGGUCUUGAUGGAUCAAUUUGGUUUGCAUCAGAAAUGAAAGCUUUGAGUGACGAUUGUGAACGCUUUGUAUCCUUCCUUCCAGGGCAUAUAUAUUCUAGCAAAAGCGGUGAACUCAGGCGAUGGUAUAAUCCACCAUGGUAUUCAGAAGGCUUACCGUCAACUCCUUACAAUCCUUUAGUUUUACGUCAGGCCUUUGAGAAGGCAGUAGUUAAGAGACUAAUGACGGAUGUGCCAUUUGGUGUACUUCUAUCUGGAGGACUUGACUCGUCGCUUGUUGCUGCUGUGGCUUCCCGCUACUUGGAAGAAUCAAAAGUUGCUAGACAAUGGGGAUCAAAGCUACAUACCUUUUGCGUUGGUCUGAAGGGUUCACCAGAUCUUAAAGCUGCAAGGGAGGUUGCAGAUUAUCUUGGUACUCACCACCAUGAGUUCCACUUCACAGUUCAGGAAGGAAUAGAUGCAAUCGAGGAAGUCAUUUAUCAUAUUGAAACGUAUGAUGUGACUACUGUCAGAGCCAGCACUCCGAUGUUUCUAAUGUCUCGGAAAAUAAAAUCAUUGGGUGUGAAGAUGGUUCUUUCUGGAGAAGGUUCUGAUGAAAUUUUUGGUGGUUACUUGUAUUUCCACAAGGCACCUAACAAGGAGGAGUUUCAUCGGGAAACAUGUCAAAAGAUUAAAGCUCUUCAUCUAUAUGAUUGCCUAAGGGCAAACAAAUCUACAUCAGCGUGGGGUGUAGAGGCUCGUGUUCCAUUUCUGGAUAAGGAGUUCAUAAAUGUUGCUAUGGACAUCGAUCCACAGUGGAAAAUGGUAAGAGCUGAUAUUGGUCGCAUUGAGAAGUGGGUUCUACGCAAUGCAUUUCAGGAUGAUGAGAACCCAUAUCUGCCGAAGCACAUAUUGUACAGGCAGAAGGAACAGUUCAGUGAUGGAGUUGGUUACAGCUGGAUUGAUGGCUUGAAGGAUCACGCAAACAGACAUGUCUCAGAUGCAAUGUUGACUAAGGCAAGCUUCAUUUAUCCAGAGAAUACCCCCACAACAAAAGAGGCUUACUACUACAGGACUAUCUUUGAGAAGUUCUUCCCCAAGAAUGCUGCAAGGUCAACAGUUCCAGGCGGUCCUAGCGUUGCAUGCAGUACUGCUAAAGCACUAGAAUGGGAUACAGCAUGGUCUAAAAAUCCUGAUCCCUCAGGCCGCGCUGCUCUGGGUGUUCAUGCUGCUGCGUACAAUGAAACAGUGGAUCCACUUUCUUCUGUGAAGAAUACAAGUUCGUUGCUUGAUAUUCCUCAGAAAUUGCAGGAAGGCAUUGUAGAGGCUACUGCAAUGGCUGUUUGAUUAAGUUUUCAACCCUGAUUCUUUUGUCAUACUAAUCUUAAACUAGGGUUGCAUUCUUAAUGGCCAAGAGAUUAUUCUCGCUAGGAUUAGGGUCCUAGCCCCCCCCCCCCCCAACUGAAUAUAAUUCUUUGUUAUAUCCUCUUUAGGAAUGUCAAUUGUACAUUUUCUUUGGAGGAUAAUGCAAGGAAACACUGUCUUCCCUCAUUCAACCAGGUCAUUGUUUGAGUUGGUGUCUACUAGUUAAGUCUAGUUCCAUUUGGAAGUGUACGGCAUUGGAACAUUUGUUUCAGAUCCUUUGAUUUGUUAAUUCAAGCUUGUUAUUCUCUCCUUCUCC
This is a messenger RNA of Telopea speciosissima, 2211 nucleotides long. Its product is annotated as asparagine synthetase [glutamine-hydrolyzing] 2-like. NCBI's taxonomy places the organism in Eukaryota, Viridiplantae, Streptophyta, Magnoliopsida, Proteales, Proteaceae. The record is from RefSeq and is a predicted model, not a curated record. Bases 108 to 1877 code for a protein of 589 amino acids. The transcript has 14 exons. Gene Ontology annotation, molecular function: asparagine synthase (glutamine-hydrolyzing) activity. Gene Ontology annotation, cellular component: cytosol.